AUGAUAGAUGACCGACUGAACUUCAACACCCACGUCAACUAUGCUUGCGAGAAGGCGGCCAAAGCUAUAAACGCUUUAGCUAGAAUCAUGCCGAACAACGCCGGGUCAUGCAGCAGCAAGAGGCGUCUUCUGGCUAGCGAAUCAUCGUCGAUACUGAGGUACGGAGGCCCGAUCUGGAUUGCAACGCUGGAGACACAGCGGAAUCGAGUAAAGCUAAGUAGUACGUUCAGGCUCAUGGCCAAGCGGGUCGCAAGCGCGUACAGGACUAACUCAUCAGAGGCAGUCUGCGUUAUCGCUGGAAUGAUCCCUAUCGGCAUAAUCCUUACGGAAGAUAUGGAAGAUAAGCGGAAGGGGACCAGGGGAAUACGGAAAACAAGGAGAACUGGCUCGAUGGCUAAAUGGCAGCAUGAUUGGGACUCGUCGGAAAAAGGAAGGUGGACUCGCAAACUCAUCCGGUUCUCUCGACCUGGAUAA
Messenger RNA from Topomyia yanbarensis, 474 nucleotides. RefSeq lists its product as uncharacterized. Lineage: Eukaryota; Metazoa; Arthropoda; Insecta; Diptera; Culicidae. The transcript has a single exon. The record is from RefSeq and is a predicted model, not a curated record. The coding region runs from base 1 to 474 and encodes 157 amino acids.